Erigeron canadensis is the source of this 2211-nucleotide messenger RNA. RefSeq names its product transmembrane 9 superfamily member 1-like. The record is from RefSeq and is a predicted model, not a curated record. Gene Ontology annotation, cellular component: membrane. The coding region runs from base 112 to 1872 and encodes 586 amino acids. Gene Ontology annotation, biological process: protein localization to membrane. Lineage: Eukaryota; Viridiplantae; Streptophyta; Magnoliopsida; Asterales; Asteraceae. The transcript is spliced from 12 exons.
CUUAAUAUUGAAACCCCUCCCCUCACGGAUCCACACACACACACACACAAAAUUACACCUUUCCGAUCAAUUAAUCGCCGUUAGAUCCAAAUCCAAUCGCCGGCGACCGCGAUGUCGCUCGCCGUCCGAUCUCUCCUCAUUGCUUCAAUUUUCCUUAUUUCGUCGCCGGUCUUUGCUUCCGAGUAUGAUCACAAGUAUCAACCAGAUGAACCAGUUAACCUUUGGGUGAAUAAAGUCGGGCCUUACAACAAUCCACAAGAAACUUACAACUAUUACAGCCUUCCAUUUUGCCGUCAACCUGGCAAUCCUGGACAUAAGUGGGGUGGUCUGGGUGAAGUAUUGGGUGGAAACGAGCUUAUUAAUAGUCAAUUUGACAUCAAGUUCCAAAAGAAUGUGGAAAAGUCUAAAAUUUGCGAGCUUGAACUUGAUGACUCCAAGGUUAAGCAGUUUAAGGAAGCUAUUGAGAAUAACUAUUGGUUUGAAUUUUUCAUGGAUGAUCUCCCACUGUGGGGUUUUGUCGGUGAGCUACAUUCGGACAGGAACAGUGAUAACAAGCAUAUGAUGUUCACACAUAAGAACAUUACGAUACAAUACAACAAAGAUCAGAUCAUUCAUGUUAAUCUUACUCAAGAGAACCAAAAACCACUGGAAGCUGGGAAAACACUAGAGAUGACUUACUCAGUCAAGUGGACGGAAACUAAUGUUACUUUUGCACACCGUUUUGAUGUUUACCUGGAUUACCAUUUCUUUGAGCAUCAGAUUCAUUGGUUCUCUAUAUUCAAUUCGUUCAUGAUGGUUAUCUUCCUCACUGGCUUGGUUUCAAUGAUUCUGAUGCGGACCCUUAGAAAUGACUAUGCUAAGUAUGCUCGGGAAGAUGAUGAUCUGGAAAGUCUGGAAAGAGAUGUAAGUGAAGAAUCUGGUUGGAAGCUUGUGCAUGGAGAUGUUUUUCGACCUCCUCGCAGUCUGGUUUUGUUGUCGGCAGUUGUUGGAACGGGUGCUCAAUUGGCCGUCCUGAUUCUUGUUGUCAUCUUGUUUGCAAUUGUUGCUACAUUGUACAUUGGGAGAGGAGCAAUUGUCACUACGUUUGUUGUUUCUUAUGCUCUCACAUCGUUUGUAUCUGGUUAUGUGAGUGGUGGCAUGUAUUCUCGCAAUGGCGGGAAACACUGGAUAAAGUCGCUGAUCCUCACUUCAUCUCUUUUCCCAUUUUUGUGCUUUGGAAUUGGUUUUGUUCUGAAUACCAUUGCGAUAUUCUAUGGUUCUUUAGCAGCAAUUCCAUUUGGCACAAUGGUGAUAGUUCUUCUUAUCUGGGGUGUGGUUUCUUUCCCCCUUACUCUUGUUGGUACAGUUGUAGGAAGGAACUGGAGUGGUGCUCCAAACAACCCUUGUCGCGUGAAAACCAUUCCUCGCCCUAUUCCUGAGAAGAAGUGGUAUCUUACACCAUCUGUGGUCUCGAUAAUGGGAGGACUACUACCUUUUGGUAGUAUUUUCAUUGAGAUGUACUUUGUUUUCACAUCCUUCUGGAAUUACAAGGUGUACUACGUUUAUGGCUUUAUGCUACUUGUCUUCAUCAUUCUUGUUAUUGUGACUGUUUGUGUGACAAUUGUGGGAACAUAUUUUCUGUUAAACGCGGAGAAUUAUCACUGGCAAUGGACAUCAUUCUUCUCCGCAGCUUCAACUGCGAUUUACGUCUACUUGUAUUCAAUAUAUUACUACUAUGUCAAGACUAAGAUGUCCGGCUUCUUUCAAACCAGCUUCUACUUCGGAUACACGGCCAUGUUCUGUCUUGGUUUAGGAAUUCUCUGCGGUGCUGUUGGGCAUUUGGGUUCUAAUCUUUUUGUGAGACGGAUCUACCGAAAUAUUAAGUGUGAUUAAGUUUCUUAUUUUGAAGAACAACGCCCCACAGUAGCCUCCCCGUUUUUGUAGUUUAUUAUGUUGAUACCAAAUGGAAGAUAUGCUUCAGAUUAAGAUGGGGGUCGGGGGACUGGUUUACACAGGAAUGGGGUCUUUAUAUUUCUUUCUUUUGUGGAAGGAAGGGAUGUAGAAGAAAAGGUUUAGAGGAAUGCAUAGAUUGUUUUUAUUAUGAAGAGAAAAGUGGUUCGGUUGAAGACUGUUUGUUAAUGUAGCAAGCUCUCAAGAAACAACUUGUUAUAUACAUGUUCUAAUGUAUUUUUAUUCAUUGGCUAUUCCAGAAAAUAAACUCUCUUUAUUGUA